Molecule: messenger RNA, 1791 nt
Organism: Diaporthe amygdali
Lineage: Eukaryota; Fungi; Ascomycota; Sordariomycetes; Diaporthales; Diaporthaceae
Exons: 1
Coding region: 1-1791 (596 amino acids)
Biological process (GO): protein secretion
Cellular component (GO): endoplasmic reticulum membrane
Molecular function (GO): guanyl-nucleotide exchange factor activity; GTPase activator activity; protein binding
Source: RefSeq, a predicted model, not a curated record
AUGGCGCCCUUUCCCGAGUCCACAAUAGACGUCGGUUAUCCCCUCUACGGAUGCGACUUCGAUCCUCAAGACUCAAAUCGCCUAUUUGUCGGUGGUGGAGGAGGAGCAACAAAAAGCGGUGUCGGAAACAAGAUCACCCUGUUAGAUGCCUCGUCUCUCGACAAGCUUGAGCCUGCCGGGGAGGUCACGCUGAGUGGCAACGAGGACAAUGUCGCGAACCUUGUCGCCGGCCAGCGCAAGGGCAAGGCCACCCUGCUAUAUGCCGGCAUCAACUCAAGCCCGGACGACUUGAAGAAAGAGAAGAACGAGCAUUUCCGGGUCUUCAGCGUUGAGCCACCUAAGGCCAAGGCUGUGCUGGGGGCCAGGAUCACAGAGCUCUCGAGAACACAGCUAUUUACGACCGCGGACUCCGACACAUACCAACGGCUACUGAAGCUCUCACAGCCCUUCGCUGGCUGCACCCAGCUCGGUGCUGUGGCCACAGGAUUCGCAAACACCACCCACCAAAUCGCCCUGUACGAUGUCGCGACCGGUACCAACGUUGCGCCCAAGCCCAGGGGCGUCCUGGAAACCUCGAAAGAAGCCGUCGACAUGGACGUAAUACAGACGGCCGAGGACCAGUUCCAGGUGCUGUACUGCGACGACUACGACAUUUACUCAGUCAACGUGCCCAAAACCGGCGAGAUCAAGACCGAGCCAACGCGCAUCUACACCAUCCCCCACGACGACAGUUCCGGCCUGCGACCCGCCCUCCGCUGCCUCCGUUAUCUGAGCCCAAGCUUCGCUGUCGGCGUCGGAAACCUGCCCCAGGCCGGCGGCGUGGUGAUCUACGGGUUCCGGCUGCCGAAGCCCGGCAAGGAGGACACGCGCGCGCGCAUCUCGGUCAACGCCAAGCUGCCCAAACGGCAGGGCUUCAAGGCGACAGGGCUGGCGGUCGCCAACCUCAGCCCGGUCUCAGCGCCGGGGGCACCGCAGGGCGACGCGCAGUUCGUGCUCGCGGUGACGGGCACCGACCUGGGCAUCCACCUGUACACGCUGGACCACCAGAUCAUCGGCGACAUCGACAUGCUCGCGAACCUGCUCCCGCUGACGACGCUCCGCGCCGUGCACGCCGCCAUGAUCACCAGCCUGAGCUUCAGCCAUUUCGCGCCGCCCAAGUCCGGCACGGGCCGCAUCCAGCACCUCAGGCUGGCCAGCACGUCGGUCGCCAACGCCGUCACCGUGCACAGCCUCCCGCUGCGCAAGUUCAUCGACCCGUCCGCACCGGUGCGCCGCGGCGGGCCCCCUCGCCAGCCGCGCUACAUCCUCGCCAUGAGCAGCCGCAGGCCCACCAUCUGGGGACUGGUGGCCGGCAUCACGUGCUUCGUGUUGGUGCUGGCCAUACUGCUGCAGGGCAUCCUGGAAGUCAAGGGCCUCGCGCCACCGACCGUGGGCGGGCACAGGUGGCUUCCAUCCGCUAUCCACGCUGUGCCCCCUAGGCCUGUGCCUCAGCACAGCGGCUUCUUGGCAAAGCUCCUCGCCGAGAAGGCGGGCGGCUCGGGCGACGAGCAUGUCGUCGUGCUAGACGUGGACGGCAAGGAGGUCGAGGUCACCACCACCACUACUGCCGCCGCCGCCGAGGGCGAGCCAACAACCACCACCUGGGAGAAUUUGAAGCCUGAGCAGAAGGAGGCGUGGAAGGACAGGCUCAGGAAGAGCGGGCACUGGGCCGAGGAGUACGGCGAGACCAUCUUCAAGGGCAUCCUGUUCGGGGAGCUGGCGGGCGUCGUGGGCGGCUUUGUCGCCGGUUAG